Molecule: messenger RNA, 648 nt
Organism: Gilbertella persicaria
Lineage: Eukaryota; Fungi; Mucoromycota; Mucoromycetes; Mucorales; Choanephoraceae
Exons: 1
Coding region: 1-648 (215 amino acids)
Source: RefSeq, a predicted model, not a curated record
AUGAUCCUCUUUACCUUAUUCUUCUUCUCCAAGAUGAAAACACUUGUGCUUUUAUCCUGUCUAUCGCUUGUCUUUGCUAUCCCCAAUAUCAACCAAGCCAAACCUGAAUAUAAUUUCGUGCUUCCUGACGGAUUAUUUCCUGACGACGUUGUCCAUGCAGCCUCCGUCCAGUCCGACUCAGUGGUGCCUAUGAUCGUCAUGGACGAAAAGGACUUGCCUGCACCUUCUGUUCAACCCAAUCUGCAUCGCAACCAAGUCUCUCAGGGAUACAAACACAUGGGCAUGGGCAACGGCUACAUCAAAAUUGCACCCCUCAUGCCUGAUGUUCAAUACGACCUCUCGCUUCAACGACAACAAUGGGCCCAUUCUUUGUUGGACAAAGAUGAGUCUAAACCAGGCGACACACCUGGUAGGAAAUACAAGCAGUUGGUCGGCAUGAGCGAUAAGGGACAGACACAGAAAGUCAAUGUACCUGCUUAUGAGAACAAAUCUGUGGUUGCUUCCUUAGCUCAUAAACUGUCUCAAGAAAUUGAGAAAAUAUAUCCAGAAGGCGUCUCUGAACAAAGAAUGGUGGGUGUGGAUCAACAUGGUAUGAUGCGAUACUUGAAUAUACCUCAUUAUAGUCGUAUGGCAAACCCUCAUAAAUAA